GAAUAACAGAUAAGGAUCUCUCCAUGCUUCUUACAUACAAAUGGCUCUUUCCUUUCUCUUUCAGAAAACAUUCAAUGUGGCCACAGGCCUGCUUUUCCAAACUCGUCAUGGUUACCAUUUCAUGAACAGCUUCAAGUCCAGAAUGAUUAGACAUGGCUGUGGUAAAUGUCACUGUGGUCAUGGCAACAAGAACAUUCAGCAACAUUCACUCGGAGAGAAAGCAAGUGCAGAAGGUCAUUAUUCACAAAGAUUACAAACCGCCCCAGCUCGACAGUGACCUCUCUCUGCUUCUACUUGCCACACCAGUGCAAUUCAGCAAUUUGAAAAUGCCUGUCUGCCUGCAGGAGGAGGAGAGGACCUGGGAUCGGUGUUGGAUGGCAGAGUGGGUAACGACCAAUGGGUAUGACCAAUAUGAUGACUUAAACAUGCACCUGGAAAAGCUGAGAGUGGUGCAGAUUAGCCAGAAAGAAUGCGCCAAGAGGGUAAACCAGCUGUCCAGGAAGAUGAUUUGUGCUUGGAAGGAACCAGGCACCAAUGGUAUCUGCAAGGGAGACAGUGGCGCACCUCUGGUUUGUGCUAUUUAUGGAACCCAGAGACUCUUCCAAGUGGGUGUCUUCAGGUGGGGCAUAAGAUCUGGCUCCACGGGGAGACCUGGUAUGUUUGUGUCUGUGGCUCAAUCCCAUGGAUCCAGGAGGAGACAGAAAAGGAGCGGAAAGCCUAUACUGUAAUCUCAGGAUCCACGAGAAGCUCGCUGGUUCUUCCAGAGCAUGGCUUCAGCUCGGCUACUUCUGACACCUGCCAGGAGGAACAGACUUUUUCCCACAAAGCAGUUACCACCAGAAGUACCUGAGCAAGAUCACUCUCAGCUCCUGCAGCCUCAGGGCACCCGAGUGUCCUGUCCACUGGGCAUCUGUUAUGGACAAAGAUUUGUGUGGCCUUUCACUUUGUAUGCUGAAGCUCUAACCCUGGCUGCAACGGGACAGGGGGCCACCAAGGAAGUCAUUAAGGUUAACUGAGGUAAAGGGUGGUGGUGCCCUGGUCGAUAGGAUGGUGGCCUUAUGAGGACACUUAUAAGAUGGACGACCACUUGUCCCCCUGACCCCUCUGGCAUAGGAACUGAGGAAGAGUCACAAGAGGACACAGCAGAUGCUGGUCACCUGCAGGCUAGGAAGCAAGCCCUCCCCAGGAACCUGGGUCUUGGGGACGUCCAGCCUCCGCUGUGGGAAAGAAAUGUGUGUUGAUCAAUCCAUCCAGUCUGUGGUGUUUCGUAGUGGCCAGAGCAGACAAAGACAGUAUGAAAACAUAACUUCUCCCCACACGUUGAAGUUACAACAGCAAUGCUUUCAACAAACUGGGCAAUGCUUUUGUGGUUCCCACUGGGCGAGUGUUGAAGCUUACAAAACACAAAGGCAUUUUUGAACGUCUAGUCUUUGAGGUAUAAUUUCUAUUCAGCAAAUUCACUUCAAGAUGGAUGGUUCUGUGAAUUCUGAUGAAUGUAAAUGGCUGUGACCAGACACAGAACUUUGGCCGGAUGUGGUGCCUCAUGCCUGUAAUCCCAGCACUGUGGGGGGCUGAGGUGGGCGGAUCACCUGAGGUCAGGAGUUCGAGACCAGCCUGACCAACAUGGUGAAAACCCAUCUCUACUAAAAAUACAGAAAUUAGCUGGGCGGGGAGGCAUGUGCCUCUAAUGUCAGGUAUUCAAGAGGCUGAGGCUGAAGAACUGCUUGAACCAGGGAGGUGGAGGUUGCAGUGAGCCAAGAUCACACCAUUGCUCUCUAGCCUGGGCAACAAGAGUGAAAUUCUGUUUCACAAAAAAAAACAAAACAAAAAAACAAGAUAGAGAACAUUUUCAUCACCCCAAAACAUUACCCUGUGCUUCUUAGCAAUCCAUCCUCUUCCUGGAACCCCAAACCCGGGCAACAACUCAUGCAUUCUCUGUGCUUGGACUUUUGCCUUUCCCAGAAUGCCAUGGAAUCAUACGGUGUGCAGCAGCUCGUGUCUGGCUUCUCCAGCUCGGCGCAAUGCUCCUGAUAUCCGAGUUGCUGUGCGUGUCAGUAGGCUGUUCCUCUUUGCUGCUGUGUAGCAUCGCUGUUGUUUGAAUGCACCACAGUUUGUUCAUCACUUCCUCUGAUGAUGGACAUUUAGGUUGUUACCAGUUUUUAGCAAUUAAGAAGAAAGCCACCAUAAACAUUGGGUACUGGUUUUCAUGUGGAUGUAUGUUUCUAUGCAAUCCUGUUUUGAUUAAAACGUGAACUCAUCUACUGCUGUACUAGGCAAUUUUUGGAUGACUUGGGGUCUAAAUGAAGAUAAUGCAGGCGCUUGCUGUGUUCUCCCUUUCUGAAGUCUGGGACUGCCAUGGAAGUCGUGUGGUUUCUUUGGGCAGGAUGGCAGGUAAUGCAGGAAUUCUUUUAUCUAUGCCCUGUUCUCAUAGGCAUGUGCCCUCCAGUGCCCAAAAGUUUGCAAACACUUAGAGCAGCGAUGAGAUGUUUUGCUCUACUGACCCCAAAUACAUGCCGUUUCCAAAGAACAGAGGCAAGGAGGCUUUCUCUCCCAUUUCAGGAACCCCGCUUGGCAGAGAAAAGAAAAGCUUAGUUUGCUGAAUUCUAAUGCUUUGCUUCCAGCUAUGAGAAGUACAGUAAUUGCUGGUUCUGAUAAAACUCCAUGUCCAAUAAAAUGAAUGAACUGCCUAAUGUUU
Molecule: messenger RNA, 2695 nt
Organism: Symphalangus syndactylus (siamang)
Lineage: Eukaryota; Metazoa; Chordata; Mammalia; Primates; Hylobatidae
Gene: PRSS51
Product: serine protease 51
Biological process (GO): proteolysis
Molecular function (GO): serine-type endopeptidase activity
Source: RefSeq, a predicted model, not a curated record